AUGGCGCGCUUGGAAUUAAUAGCUGAACUGAAAGGAAAUACCCUUGCUUCAUGUGGUGGCGAUCAGACCGUGCGACUGUGGGUCUGCUCUUCUCCCGACGAUCCCUCGCAAUGGACAUGCGUAAAUGUAUUAGAGGGGACACAUAAGCAGACGAUAAGAAGCGUCGCCUGGAGUCGAAACAGUCGACAGUUGGCUACUGCAAGUUUUGAUGCUACUACUGGUAUCUGGGAACGCGAUGCUGACGGAGGAGACUAUGAAUGUGUUGCAACACUCGAAGGCCAUGAGAAUGAAACCAAAUCCGUUGCCUGGUCAUCUUCCGGUGCACUCGUUGCAACGUGCGGUCGAGAUAAAAGUGUCUGGAUAUGGGAAGUUGUUUCGGAUAGUGAGUUCGAAUGUUUAAGCGUGUUGCAAGAGCACACACAAGAUGUUAAGAUGGUCGUUUGGCAUCCAACCGAAGACUUAUUAGCAUCGGCCAGUUACGAUGAUACAAUAAAGAUCUGGCGAGAGGAUGACGACGAUUGGUAUUGUUCCGAUACACUGGAAGGUCAUCGGAGCACCGUCUGGGCAAUCGAUUUUGACAAGUCGGGAGACAAUUUAGUUUCCGCCUCUGAUGAUAAAACACUCAAAUUUUGGCGUUGCUAUCGUUCCGACAAUCCCGAGAAUGUAUCUUCAGUCACCUCAUUUUCUGAACCAAAGUGGAAAUGUGUUUGCACACUCUCGGGCUACCAUCGACGCUGUAUUUAUUCAGUCUCCUGGUCUAAAGUCAAUGAUCGUGUUGCUAGUGCUGGUGGUGAUAAUAUAAUUAGGGUAUUUGAGCGCGAUGAGGAAGCGGAGGAGUCUGUUGAGAGUGGGGAUAGUAUGCCAAUUUAUAAAUUAAUCGCGUCUGUCGACAACGCCCAUAGUGUUUCAGACGUUAACUGUGUCCAAUGGUCGCCGGUGGAGAAGUUUGGAGCACUUUUGGCUAGUACGGGUGAUGAUGGAAUUGUUAAGAUUUGGAAGUUCGUCGAAUAG
This is a messenger RNA of Paraglomus brasilianum, 1011 nucleotides long. The record is from the annotation of a GenBank genome assembly. NCBI's taxonomy places the organism in Eukaryota, Fungi, Glomeromycota, Glomeromycetes, Paraglomerales, Paraglomeraceae.